AGUCUUUUGACUUGUCAUGCCAUGUCAAGCUACCCCACAUAUGUUUCCAAUUCCUCCCUUGCCCAUAACCCCUACUCCCAGUCGUAUAGGCUAGCAGCGGGCUGCUCCCUAUUGCCAAUGCCAUGCAGAGGUUCUUACGCGCGGUUUUCCGUAGCACAGGAGCGGAAGGGAACAAGACAAUGAUGAACGAUCCGCGCAAUGACGGCUACGAACCGAUCGGCGAUUUACCGUCGGAAACGAUCGCACAAGCCCAGGAGGGAAGGGCGCACGGAGUGGUGGAGAUCGAGGCGCUGGCCACAGUAUGGUCGACCAAGACUCUCCAUAUUGGAUAUGCUCUAGUGUUCUUGAUAUUCUUCACAAACUCAUUUCAACAAGAGACGACGGGUAGUCUCUCACCGUAUGUGUACUCGAAGUUCAGCAAUCAUUCUUUGGUAUCAAGGACGAAUGUCCUAACAAGCAUUAUCGGUGGGGUAUCAAAAUUGCCGGUCGCCAUGUUGAUUGAUGUCUGGGGCCGUCCGAAAGGGUUUGCAGUUACGACUGCUCUAUGCACGCUAGGACUCUUCUUGAUGGCAAUCUGUGGAAAAGUGGAAACUUAUGUCGCUGCACAGAUUAUAUACUGGGUUGGAUACAAUGGCAUGGACUACGUUCUCCAUGUCUUUCUCUCCGAUACCACGGAUUUGAUCAACCGAUCGUUUGUCUAUGGCCUGGCAUACACCCCGUAUAUUGUCACUACAUUUGCUGGCCCCGCAGCAGCACAGAAAUUCUACGAGAAGGGAGCCUUAUGGUGGGGAUUUGGCACAUUCGUCAUCCUCACUCCACUUGUCACUGCGCCAUUCAUGUGGUUGCUCUGGAGCACAUUGCGGAAAGCAUACAGCACAGGAUUGAUCCGAAGGAACUAUAGUCGCAGAAGCUGGUGGCAGUCCGUCAAGCAUUAUAUUAUUGAGUUUGACACUAUCGGGCUUUCCUUAGUCACUGCGGCGUUCACUCUAGUGCUUCUGCCGUUAACUCCAACAUCACAAGACAGCACCAGCGACAUGGCCUCGGGGAGUAAAUGGAGAUCCCGAUCCCCAGAUCCUAUAACGAUGCUAUGCGUGGGCAUGCUAUUUUUUGUCGCAUUUGUGCUUUGGGAGCGCUUUUGUGCCCCGGUCUGCUUUCUACCUUUCAACCGAUUGAAAGACAAAACUUUACUAGGAGCUUGCUUCCUCGCUGCUGCCAUUUUUGCCAGCUUCUACUGCUGGGAUCUAUAUCUUUCCUCCUACCUCCAAGUGACCUUCAACACCAGCAUCCGAGAAACGGGCUACAUCUACAACAUCUACACCAUAGGCACAUGCAUCUGGUCUGUGCCACUCGGACUAUUUAUCCGGCACGUCGACCGCCUAAAAUGGAUCGCUCUAGCCGCCAUGCCUCUAAUAUUCCUCGGAACCGGCCUAAUGAUCCAAUUCCGUUCCCCACAAAGCCACAUCGGAUACAUCGUGAUGUGUGAAAUCUUCAAAGCCAUCGCAGGAGGCACUCUGGCAAUCUGCCAGCAAAUGGCCGCCAUGGCCACUGGCAGCCACGAAACGGUCGCCGUAUCCUUCGCGCUCGUGGGUCUAUUUUCUAAAAUGGGGGCAGGCAUCGGAUCCGCCAUUUCCGGAAUAAUCUGGACGAGCACCGUCCCCGUAUAUCUGCAGAAGUACCUUCCUCCGGAGAAGAAGCAUAAAGUUGCCGAGUUGUAUGGGUCGAUCGAGGCGGUGUUAUCGUAUCCGCCCGGAACGCCAGAGCGGGAUGCUACGAUCCUUGCGUAUGGGGUGGCGCAGCGACGGAUGCUUAUUGCUGGGCUUCUUAUACUUCCGCUUGCGGUUGGGUCUAUUUUGAUGUGGAGGGAUGUUCGGUUGAAGAAGAUGAAUCAGGUCAAGGGAACUGUGUUUUGAAUAUACAUGCUACGCUACUUCAUGUUCAAUUUCAUGUGAGCGCAUAUAUACCAGGAUAGACUUUGUACAUAGAGUAUUUUUUCUAGCGGUUAGUUACUUCUUGAGAUAGACUUCAUUGUGAAUGUGCUCCACAACUGGACGAGAAAUAAGUUUGUGUUGUGCUCUUACUAGGGCAUGGGAGGAUCAGAGUAUAUAUAGGGCGUUUCUGGGAUCGAUGAAGUAUUUUACUUGAGUUAUAACGCUACACCCAUUCUUUGUUCGGGUGUCCC
Molecule: messenger RNA, 2179 nt
Organism: Aspergillus alliaceus
Lineage: Eukaryota; Fungi; Ascomycota; Eurotiomycetes; Eurotiales; Aspergillaceae
Product: putative transporter
Exons: 7
Coding region: 123-1910 (595 amino acids)
Biological process (GO): transmembrane transport
Molecular function (GO): transmembrane transporter activity
Source: RefSeq, a predicted model, not a curated record